Molecule: messenger RNA, 4235 nt
Organism: Caenorhabditis angaria
Lineage: Eukaryota; Metazoa; Nematoda; Chromadorea; Rhabditida; Rhabditidae
Source: the annotation of a GenBank genome assembly
AUGGAUUUCGAUAAUAGGACACUUGAAGAGGUGAGUUUUUUUUUCGAUUUGUUUUUUUUUCGCCAUUUUUUUCGACAAGAAAAAAAGGUUUGCACUUUUUUCUUGUCUCAUUUUCAAAAGGAAGUUCGAAGUAAUCGAAUUUUGGUACUCCAUUUUUUGUUUUGUUUUUUUUCUUUGAAAAGGAAUCUUCUCAAGAUUACUGUAGUUCAUUUCAUUUCAUUGCUUUUCAAGACUUCCUUUCCAGAUAAUUCGGAAUCCAAAUUCGGAAAUGGAAUAUUUUACCAACGAUUGGGAUAAUUGCACUUUCGGAAAUUACACAAACAAUGAAACAUAUUAUUGUUCACCAGAUAAUGGUACAGCGGUUAUGUUUGAAACGCAUCCAGUGAGUUUUUUCCCUAUCUUUUCACUAAAAUUUUCUGAUCGUUUCUCGUCACCGUCGAUAGCUCAGUUGGUAGAGCGGAGGACUGUAGAGUCAGUGGGUAUCCUUAGGUCGCUGGUUCGAAUCCGGCUCGACGGAAUGUUUUUUGUUUUUUUUUUCAUUUUCUUUUUUUUUCCUUCGUCAUUCAUCUGAAAACCCUCUUAUGUAAAAUAAAUGUACAUCCCUAACCCAUCCAUUUGGGGAUCAACAGCACACAUCGGCCCGUAAUAGGAUUUCAGGACAUAUAACCCCUCUUUUUGUUAUAUGUGAGUGACAACAAAAAAAAACGACACUCUAUACAUUUUUUUGGGGUUCUCUUUUUCAGUAAAAGAAAAAAGUAAGUAUUUUGUUUUUGCGCUUCAAUUUUUUCGGUUGUGAAUAUAUUUGGAAAAAACACACCCACAUUUGCAUAUUCUUUUUUUCUUCUUUACUCAUCUCUAAACCGGAAAUAAGGGAAAACAACUUGUUGAGUUUUUAUCCAGAUUUCUUUUUUCUGCAAGUUCAAAAAAUUCUAGUUUUUUUCACUUUCCAAACAAAAUAUGGGCGUGCCAGUUCCAGAUUGUUUUUCAACCAGAAAGGAAAAACGAAUCUAACCUUUUUCGUAUCCCGGAAACGGAAACACGAGUUCAAAAAUGCGUGAAAUAUUAUUUGGUGGUAUUUUUCUUCUGUUUUUCGUUCGGGCUAAUCCGGUUAGAUCUGGAAAUUUAAUAAUCUGAAAAUAAUAAUAAUAAUAGCUAAAGUUGUUUUUUUCAUGGUUUUUCGGAUUCAAAGCAUAGAGAUUAAAUUUUUCUCAAGUGUUCUAUGAAAUGAACAUUUUUGAAACUUCCCAGAAUUCUAUGAAUUGGGUAGAGGAUUUUCUCUAAGCUUGGCUACUAGAAAUAGCAGUUGACAAGGCGCCUUACAUAGCUACAGUAGCUCUGUUGCUUGUUUGAAAUUCGACUACUUGAAAAUCAAUAAAUUCGUGAUUUAGUUUAGCCCACAUGCAAACUCUUUUUUCAUUUUCCAAAAAAAAUCAUUUUUCCAAAAACGCUACAAUUUUUCGUGUGAACUAUUUACUUUCUGAGAAUUCUUAUGUCAGAAAAUAACAGAACAGCAUUCCAAAAUUCCAGUGGAUUAGAAAAAUCCGCAUUUCUUCCGGAUUUCGAUUGUGAUUUAUUUUUUCUAUUUUUUUCCAGUGAACAUGACCGUGGAGCACGAGAAAAAUCUCAUUUUCACGAUGUUUUUUGUCUUUUUUUGUGUCGUUGCUUUCUUAUUCGAAGAGCAUCAUCAUCACAAAUCAAAUUUCAUUCUCAUUCCUUUUUUUCACUGACAAAAAAACACGAAGAACAAAAAAAGUUAUCCUUCAAAGCAAAAAAAAAUGAAUCUCGUGCGUAGUUUCAGAAAAGCUGAAAAAUAAUGAAACGUGUCGUUUUCUUAUAGCCCCGGGCAAAUAUUUCCAUUAUUAUUAGUAUUCUUAUUUAUUUUUUCUUGUUUCUUGUUUCGCCCACUAAAAAUCACAAGUUGAGAGAAAGAGAAAGAGUUAUACAUCAUAUAAGUAAGUAUUUGUGGAACGAAUCAUUGAAUAUUUAUAUGUAACCCACCAGUUUUCCUAAAAACUUAAGUUGUCAUACAUUUCCGCUCGAUAUUUUUUCUUUUUUUUAUCCUAUUCUCAAUUGCUUUGAUUUUAUUGAACUCUUAUUUUCGUCUUUAUCUGUUUACUGUAAGGAAUUUGGCCUAGAAAACCACUGCACUUGAUUUCCUCUUCCACGGGUCUACUUUGAAAAAGUUUAUUGACAAUUAUAAAAAAAAAUAAAAAUACAAUUCAUAAAUGUUCCAAUCACUUCAGUUUUCUUUCAGACAGACUGAAAAAUCAUAAAUAAUUUGUUGUUAUUUUUAUGAUAUUACAUACAUAUUCGUUUUCUCCUAGCUUAUUCCUUUUUCAACAUCAGAUCAAAAAACUUUUUUCCUUUCGUAUUUUUUCUGGCCUUAAUAAGCUUUAUAAAUAAUUCAAACAGAAGAUCAGAUUUCUACUACUCCGCAACAUUUUUUUGUUCAAAAUGUCCUUUUUCUAUCAUCUUUUUUCUGGUUUCCUAUCAAAUUUACCUUGGCAAAAAACCAAGCGGAAUCACGCGCCUCAUUGGCUCAGUGGCAGAGCGUCUGUCUAGUAAACAGAAGGUCGCUGGUUCGAUUCCAGCAUGAGGCACCGAAAUUUUUUGGAAAAUUGUUCCAUCAUUUUUGAACCCUUUUCAAUUUUCAGAUGGCGAUAACGGUGCAAAUAAUUUGCGCCAAUCUUGGGUUCAUUUCGGUGUUUCUCAAUUUAUUCGUCAUCGCUGCUUUACUCAGAUACAGACAUCGUGUAUUAUCUAAUGUAUUCUAUGUGAUUGUAUUACACUGCGCAAUUCUUGACGUUGUCCGUGGAUGCUGUUUAAUAGUCUAUGGUCUUCCACACAUUGUUCAAUCAUUCAUUUUGAUAACAAUUCGAACAAAUAUAAUGCUCAUAAAAUCAUCCUUAUUUGCAUUAUUCCUAUUGAAAAUUUGUAACCUAUUGACGAUUUUUAAUCUUCUCGUUUUCACAACAAAUGAAUUCAUUGUGAUUCGAUAUCCAUUACAUUAUAGAAGAUAUUUCCGAAGAAAAGCUGUUUUUGUUAUUUUGGGCUGUUGGUAAGUUCUGAAACUCUUUAAUUUUUCUUCGUCUCAAUUCAUUUCAAUUCAAUUUUCCAGUUGGUUGAUCAGUGGAAUCAUUGGUUUCGGAUUUAUUUCCAAGGGAAAUGAUGAUGCAGCAACUUCGAGUUUAUUAUUUGUUUCAUUCUUCAGUCUUCUUGUUCUUGGAAUUGUCGUGGUUUGCUAUUCUUUUAUUCUUCGAACAAUUCGUCGUUUCAAAGAAGAAGGUUGUUUGAAUAAUGAUGAAAAUCAUCGAGUUCAUAAUCGAUCAGUUCAUCGACCAAUUAACAGUCAAUCUUCAAAUUGUUCGAAUGGUAGUAGGUAAGAAGAAUUUUUGCUCUUUGAACUUCCAAAAAAAAAACAAGCAAAAUUGAAUUUUCAGAUGGCGAGGAGUUCAAGCAAUGUCACGUCAUAAAUACAUUUAUGUGAUUGGUUCAGUUUUGGUUAGUUUCAGUUCAAUUUGUUAGAAAGGGAAACGGUCGUAAAAAAGUUUGUUCAAAAAACAUUUGAGGCUGAAAUUUUUUGGAAAAAGCCUGAAUAUUUUUUAAAUGGCGUCAUCAAAAACAAGUUUUCCUCAAUUCUAAUUUCCUGUCUAUUCAAAUUAAUUUCAGAUUGUUGACCUACUCUUCCUAUUUCCAUAUUCCGGAAUUCAAGUUGUCUCAUUUCUUCACAUCAAACAAUACAUUGAAGUUUCACAUUAUACAACAGUUUUAAAAUGGUGGCUUCAAGUUCUAAUUGGAAUUCAUUCAGUUUGUCAACCACUUUGUUAUUUUCGAAUGACUGAAUUCAGAAGACUCGCUUGUUGUGAUCCAAGAAGACCGUGGAAUCGAACAAAGAGUUUUUCACAAAUGAAUAAAAGUUUUGGUAAGUUUCAGAAAUUAUAAUUCUUUUGAAAAAAAAAUAUUUGUUUCUAAUUUCAGCUAAUACAAGAUCACAAAUGAAAGACGAUGAUAAUUGUGUUGUUUAUGCUGCUCCUUUAAAUGAGCCACUUUUAAAAGAUGGAGAAAUAACACCAGCAAGAAGUGAGAGAUCAAUUCAAAAUGCUUGGACUCGAGGAGAAUCUGUUCGAUUUCGAACUUAUGGAUCAGAACAUGCAGAUCGAGAUAUUGAAUUAGAAUCGGUUUGUGCAAACACAAUUGCACCAUUGGACCCAAAUCAAAAUUCACCACUUUUAUGA